This is a messenger RNA of Tarenaya hassleriana, 725 nucleotides long. RefSeq names its product 60S acidic ribosomal protein P1. Gene Ontology annotation, cellular component: cytosolic large ribosomal subunit; ribosome. Gene Ontology annotation, biological process: translational elongation; cytoplasmic translation. NCBI's taxonomy places the organism in Eukaryota, Viridiplantae, Streptophyta, Magnoliopsida, Brassicales, Cleomaceae. The record is from RefSeq and is a predicted model, not a curated record. The coding region runs from base 153 to 497 and encodes 114 amino acids. The transcript is spliced from 4 exons. Gene Ontology annotation, molecular function: protein kinase activator activity; ribonucleoprotein complex binding; structural constituent of ribosome.
CGUUUCCCGAUCCCUGUCAAUUGAAAUAGAAAACCCUAACUCUCCCUUAUAUAAAUACCAUUUCUCCUCAUCGUUAACCCUAGCGCAGCAGCACUUGUCUCUCUCGUCAAGAUCCGUUGGAAGGUGAUAUUCUUGCAAACAAGUUAGCGGCGAUGGCCACCGGUGAGCUCGCUUGCACUUAUGCCGCUCUCAUCCUUCACGACGAGGGAAUUCACGUCACCGCUGAGAAGAUCUCGGCCUUGGUGAAAGCAGCCAACUUGACUGUUGAGUCCUACUGGCCCAGUCUUUUUGCCAAGCUUUGUGAGAAGAAGAACAUUGACGAUCUCAUCAUGAAUGUCGGUUCUGGUGGUGGUGCUGCUCCGGUUGCCGCUGCAGCUCCUGCAGCUGGUGCGGCUGCUGGUGCGGCUGCCGAAUCAGCCCCUGCUGCUGAGGAAAAGAAAAAGGAAGAACCAAAGGAAGAAAGUGAUGAUGACAUGGGGUUCAGUUUGUUCGACUAGGCUGAGGUUCUGUUCCAUAUUUUCAUUUGUGUUUCGAGGAUUUUUGUCUUUGGGGUUUCCGUUCUAAAGAGCAAACCUUAUUUUGUCGACUGUUUCUUGUCUUUUUAAGUUGAAAAGUUUCGCUGUUAGUUUGAAGAAUUGACUUAAUCAUCUCCUUGGAGCUUAUACAUCGUCAUGUUUCAUAAAGUAGUUUUGUGACCAAUCAAAUACACUUGGUUCAUUUCCGUA